UAGGAUUCCGAUGAUAUACCCGCCCCGAUAAGUUAUCGAGUAUCCGCAGCUUGGUUUGUUGUGGUCCGAUCCUCCUGUUCUUUCACCAUUAUUUCUCAUUCACCCUUCAGCUGGGGAGUUUCCUAUAGUGAGGACGAUGAGUGGUUAGCCGGCUACACACAGACCAACCUGCAGAAUGCUCCUGCGGCUGCCCAUUUUGGCGGCGCGCUUUUUGCACAACGGAAGACUGCGUCUUCUGUUCGGCAUUCUCGUCCUGGCCCUGAUUGGCGGCCUUACGUACGUCCUCACCUGGGAAAAUGAAUAUUACCCUUGCUUCAUGGAAGGCCAAGGAAUGGCGACUCAGCAGGCGGCAGUCGAGGAUGCAGAUUCGAGUAUCCUGGAGGACGUUCUGCAGGCGGAGCCGAAGCCCACGCCCGGAAGGAGCAUAUUCUUUCAUGAGACCAGCUGCCACCUGUCCGACAAUAGGCGGCUUGAGAAGCUGAAGGUCACCGCCCGCCAGGCCUGCGCAAUCGAGUCCGCAGCAUUGCAUAAUCCGAAUUUUCAAGUGUUCGUCCUGUUCGCCGGCCCCACCUACCGAAUCUCCACCGGCGGGCGGAACAACAGCCAUCCCCAGACCCUGGUGGAGGCCAUUCUCAGCUACAGCAAUGUGCAUCUGCGGCGUCUGAAUCUCGAGAGCUACACUGCUGGCACGCCAAUGGAGGAGUGGCUCAAAGACGGACGCUUGUCACGAUCAAGAUAUUUGUUCUCACACAUUUCGGAUUUCCUGCGCUAUCUCACGCUAUAUCGCUACGGCGGUCUUUAUCUGGAUAUGGAUGUGGUGGUGCUACGCAACAUGGAAAAGGUGCCGCCCAACUACACAGGGGCCGAGUCCAAUACUCAUUUGGCCGCUGGCGUUAUGAGCCUGGCAGCAACUGGCUUCGGACAUGAGAUUGCCGCGUCGUGCCUGCGCGACUUUCAACACAACUUCGACGGCCGAGACUGGGGUAACAAUGGACCAGGAGUGAUAACUCGUGUGGCCCAGAAAAUAUGUAGCACAAAGGAUAUUGGCCUAAUGCAGGAGGAUCCGAAACGCUGUAUGGGAUUUAAGGUAUUUGGGAGGGGAGCCUUUUACGCUGUGCCAUGGAAGCACUGGCGCGAUUUCUUUGAGCCGGAAAAGUUUGAGGAGACAAUGGCUCGAUGCAAGGAUUCUUAUGUGGUGCAUGUGUGGAACAAGCACUCGAGCGCGCUGCCCAUCAAGCAAGGUUCAAAAAGCGCCUACGCCCAAUAUGCCGAGCAAAACUGCCCGCGAUCUUAUAAAGCUGCGGGCGAAUAUUUCUAGUAUUAAUCACUCAAGGGUUAUCAACUGUAUGUUUAUUUUGUACAAGAAUGUCCACCGCUGCAAACCAAAGAUUAGAUUCCCAUGAAAGGAUACCAUUAUUAGGUGGCAUUGCAUUCCUUUUGCUUUUUAGCAUUCCGCAUUUCAAGCGAUAACAGCUUACUUAAACGCACACAUCAUAAAGAAGCUCAAAAUGAACAAAAAAACUUGUCCCGAUCAUCGCAUUUUGUCCGAUUGCACCAUAUAUGUACUAAAAAACGGAUUAGAUUGCGAAUUGCGAUUGAAUCACAAAGAAAAGAAAACAAACGAACAAAAUUAAGAAUCCUCUGUGCUGUAAAAGAAAGCUUAGUUUACUAUGUUUGUCCCACAGUGCUUUAAUCUCAAAUGUACUCUUAACUAAGCUCGAGUAAGAUAUGAUUCUUGUCCAUCAUGUACAUAGUAUUUUACAAGAGAUAUUAUCACCGCCCCUAAAAAAGUCAGGUGAAUAAGGGGACUAACAACGUAGUCAGUGUGUAUACUAAUAAUUUGAUAAAAUAAAAUUAAAAUGGGAAAGCUUUUCCAAAAUAGCUAAA
Molecule: messenger RNA, 1887 nt
Organism: Drosophila biarmipes
Lineage: Eukaryota; Metazoa; Arthropoda; Insecta; Diptera; Drosophilidae
Product: lactosylceramide 4-alpha-galactosyltransferase
Exons: 3
Coding region: 176-1318 (380 amino acids)
Biological process (GO): glycosphingolipid biosynthetic process
Molecular function (GO): alpha-1,4-N-acetylgalactosaminyltransferase activity
Source: RefSeq, a predicted model, not a curated record